AGUUGUUUCGACUUCACCAGGACCUGAAGAAGAGGCAGAAAAACCUGUGAAAACUAAGACUGUUUCUUCCAGUAAUGGAGGGGAAAGUUCGAGUCGCAGCGCAGAGAAACGGGCAGCUAAUGAAGAAGCUGAAGACUUCUCCACAAAGCCUGCUCCUGCCAAAAUGUCCAAGUUUGGAUUUUCCAUAGGCAGUCAGACAACAAAGAAGGCACCUGCAAUAUCCAUCAAACUUGGGGCAAAUAAGCCUAAAGAGCCUACUCCAACCCUUGCUCCAAAAACCCUUUCUGUAGCAGCAGCUUUCAAUGAAGAUGAAGAUAGCGAACCAGAAGAAAUGCCUCCAGAAGCAAAGAUGCGCAUGAAGAACAUUGGAAGGGAUACACCAACCUCAGCAGGACCAAAUUCCUUCAAUAAAGGAAAGCAUGGGUUUUCUGACAACCAGAAGCUAUGGGAGCGGAAUAUAAAAUCUCAUCUUGGAAAUGUUCAUGACCAAGAGGAUGACUAAAUGAUGUGUAUUGAGAUUUGGGUUGGGGGGAGGGCAGGGUGUGAUGUUAAAGGAACAGUUUCCUUUUUUAAGAAUGGUGUAAGACUAUCUUUGGAGCCACUUUUUUAAGAAUUAAGUGGUACACUAAUAACUGAGUUUGAAAUUAGAGGUAAUUUAUGUUUUGUAUAAAGAUUUCAAGGCAUUUGCUAAUUUUGUAGUUCCAUGUGAUUAGUUUCAAAAGUUACAGAUAAUAAAGAAAUUGGAAGUGGUACCUUUUAAAGAUUUUUUUUUUGUUUUGUCACAGUGAUUUCUUCAGGUGGACAAAAAAGGUUACUGUCUCUUUAAUCAAAUUAAUGUUGAAUGCUACUGCACUCUGGCUUCCAGCCCCCUCUUUCUAAUGGGAAAAGUUACAGAGAGUGAGCAUUGUGUUGUACUAGAAGUGUUACUGGACUAUUAAUUUGAACAUAAGUUUAGACAACAUAGAAAUAUAAAAAGCCUGGAUUCCUUUCCCUGUAGUCAUCUUUUGUUACAUCUUUACAAACUAGGAAUUAUGUUGCUCUGAGUGGCUAUAGUAAUUUAGCUCUAAUCUUGUUUUGAAAUUUUAUGUAAAAAUAUUUAAUAUUCAAUCUGUGGCCUGUUUCAUUCUCAAGAAAUGGGUCUUGUCUACAUAGUAGAUACAGCCUCUAAAGAUUAUUUGCUACAAAGGUAAACCAGUAUUUUAACUGUGCUCCUCUUAAAUCAUUAGCAUCAAGUAGUGCUUUGUUAGCAUUUCCUUGUGAAUUAAAUGGAGACAAAUAUUAACAAAGUGAUUAUCAAUAUAUGAGUCACCACCAAAAAGAUAAAUAUAUGUAAAUUAAGCUUCAUAUUUGGUUGAAAUGGUUUCCUGUAUGACUCCUAAAAGGAAAAAAAGCCACACCAAAAAUUCAAUAACUUACUGUUUAUAAGUACAAGAACUGUUAAGAUGCACUUUCUGUAUUUUGCCAUUUUUAAAUAUGCCUUUACAUGCUAAACUAUACUUAUGGAUUCAAGUGACACUAUCAGGUUUAGAAAAUUCCUUUAUUACUCUCAUUACUGGCAGCUUUAAAAAUCUAACUUUUGAUUACAGAUCUGGUUCAAACAGUAGCACCAAAUCAAAAUCAGUUUCAUUUUCUAUUUCUCAUAUUUUGGAAGAGUGAGGUAAGAUUUCAAACAUUGGAAGAGUCUAAAUUCCUUAAAACUAUUUUACUUAACUUUGAAUUAUGAAAGCAUUUGUAUCAACGAGUCUUGAACAAAAAUAUUUUGAGAACAACUGCACUUUUAGUGACUAAAAGUACCUGAUAGUGUCCUCUGCUAAAUUAAUCUUUCAUGUUUGAAAUGGAUUGUAGAAUUUGGUUUGGAUGAACCAUUUUUCACACCUCCUUAAGACCUUGUUGAGCAUAGCUGGUGCAGAGAGGAAAGUGCAUCUUUAAAAGUUUAUUUUAGAAAAGCUCUGACCACUUAGACUUUGAGUUUAUAAGUUCUAAAAACAAUUUUUUGUAUUUUUGUAUUGUAUGCGUAAUCUUUUUUUCUUUUGAAGUCUGAUGCAGUUGAAUAUCUGUAACUAUUAUUUUCUUUAAAAGCCUUGUUAUAAACAUAACAUAAAAACGUAUACAUUU
Messenger RNA from Alligator sinensis (Chinese alligator), 2115 nucleotides. It is a transcript of the gene PCNP, whose product is annotated as PEST proteolytic signal containing nuclear protein. The transcript is spliced from 4 exons. Gene Ontology annotation, cellular component: nucleus. The record is from RefSeq and is a predicted model, not a curated record. Bases 164 to 502 code for a protein of 112 amino acids. Lineage: Eukaryota; Metazoa; Chordata; Crocodylia; Alligatoridae. Gene Ontology annotation, biological process: protein ubiquitination; proteasome-mediated ubiquitin-dependent protein catabolic process.